GUCCUGAAUCACGCAUUGAGAUAAAUUGGCUUGAAGUUAUAGAUGAUUAUGACGGAAAUUAAGCGAGUUCUACUCCUGAAACAAACAUUAAAAUAAAGCAACAAUUCAGAAAAUCAGUUAGUGUUUUAUUCAACAAGGGAUUUCUAAAGGGACGACCUCUUUUAAUUCAACAUGAAUAGGGAAAUAUCACGAUGUGCGAUUAACUGCAGAUGCGCGCCGCAUAAACGCAACAUUCAUCCGACGAAGCUCUUAAUCGGUACUACUCCUGCUCGAAAUCCAAAAAAUAUAUAUAAACAGUGCACAUAUUACAAAUAUAAUAUGUUUGGACCCGGUCAGGUGUGCAGUGCGUUAGAGCUUUACCACGGACCAUCGAAAUUUCCUGCGUAGUGCGAUAUCCUCAGCAGAAAUAAAAAUUUGUUGCGCCAUGAGCUGCUUGGUGGGCAGGAACAGGAGCCGGAAGCGGAACAGCGGCAGUACGCUGGACGAAUACGACAAGGUCAGCACUCUUGGCAAUGCGGAUGACACGGAGUGCGCGUCGCUUAAUCCGGAGCGGGACCAGGAGCCGGAUAAUAAAGAGCCGGAUUUGCAUGAGGAACCGGAAUUCGGCCAUCUCGAUGAGACGCGGCGCAAGAUUCACGAUGCCAUUGCGGCCCUGAACGAUGAUAGCUUUGAUAAGCGUAUGGCCCGGCUGCUCAUGCAGUACGAGGGUGCAAUACGGGAGGAGUUCGAGCGGGCCCAGUAUUCGCCUCUGAAGUGUCGCAAGCUGGCGCGCAUUUUAACCGGUCUCACCGACGUCAUCCACACCAUGGUCCAGGGUCGGGCAUUGCAGCAGGACGAAGUAUACAGGCAACGUAUGUGCCACAUUGUCGGCUUCUACAUAUCCUGCGAACUUUGCUCCGCCCAGGAGCCGGUAGAAAGCGAGGAGUGCAUCAUCAAUCGUAUCAACAGUUGCCUGAAGCUCUACGUGGAGUACGGAGAAGGUGGAGCCGGCGUUCACCGGGAGCACGUGCUGCGCACUCUCCUCGCAGCCCCCAAACUCUUCAACAGAGCCAGCAUUUUGUCCAUGCUGUACAGCUGCCUCUUUCCGCACUGGUCGAUGCCCAGCGUUAUGAUUCAAGCAGAACUGCCAGAUAAACUCUACAUCGAAUACAUACUCAUAUUCUACUACUGGCAGCGCCUGGAGUCGGAUGAGUCGGUCAAGGAACGAAUCGUAGAGUUUGCCGAAAAGUUCAUGAGACCCUCGAGAUCCCUGGCCUUAAGAAGUGUCUAUGCCCACUACUUGCCAACAUUUCCAGACCGAAGCACGGCCACGCGAAUCAUAUUGAACCAUCUGCGCAAGAGUAGCUGCACCAGUUUGCAUGUGGUCAGCAAGGUGGACAACCGACCACCGCAGUCCAACGAAGUGGUACUCAGCUCCGAUGAUGAAGACAGUUGCCCUAUGUGGGACAUAUCGGGUACUCCGACUUCGUCACUAAACAAUCAUCCGCCCGUUUUCCUCCAGAAUCUCUGCCAGAAUGCCCGUCAGUUGGAGCCGUGCAAGCGGGCCAAUGCCCUCUUUAGCGGCAUUGACAACUCCAUUGAGAUCGUAGAGCUGCGCGACUCUGACGACGAUGUGGAAAUGUUCUCGGUGAACUUCAAUGUGCCUGCCAAUGUGGAUGGCAUCAUCUCAAACUCCAACUCCAACGAUUCGGCGAAUCAGGCAGCGACAACGGUCCUCGGCGAGGAUGACUCCGUGCCCGUCACUCGGAUCUAUCCCAGCAACCUGCGCACGUACGAAAGGGCGGUGAUUCCACCCACCACCUACACAGUGCCGCGCAUUGUGAACAGUUACAGCUGCCGCCGAGAUAGCCUUCAUUUGGUGUCGACCACAGCGCCGCAUCUCGUCGAUCAGUGCGUGCAGACCUUGGAGGAGGAAGAGCCGGAUCUGAUUGAGGAGAACCCAUACCCCAGUGCCCUCAGUCAAAACUUCUUUCCACGGAGCAGCAGUGCCAGCGAUGCCAGCGGACAACGAACCCCAUUGUACCACUGCCGUCAAUCUUCUAGUCAGAACAGCAACUGCAGCGAGUCGUCGCUGCUAAAAAAACAGGUUACCUUUAGUCCCCGGCAUCUGGGGGCCACUGCCCCGAGUGCCAAGGCAGGCGCAUCCAAGAAGCCAUCCAUAAAGCAAUACAUGACCAAGUCCUCGGUGAGUGGUGCAGGAUCCCUCCGCUGGAAAGCAGAGCACCAUAAGGCCAGCGCGAAAAUGUUCGCCAAGCUAGAUGCCAAGAUCAAAGCCAGGAAUGAAGUCAAAAAUGUCGCUGCUAGCCAGCUGACACCCACCACCAGCAACGCCUCCAGUGGCACAUCCACCAAGAUCUCAGCCACGCCGACCCGCAUCCGGGCAACGCCGCGUGGGCAAAGAGUUGCAUUGCCUACGCCACCAGCUUCAACGCACAGUUCGAGCAGUCCUUGCCAGAUACAAAGUGUAUCGACUGACAAUCAGAGCUCCAGCGAUUGGGGCUUUAGUCGUCGCUGUUUGUCCAAGGCUGAUGGCGAUGAAGUGAGCUACUAUAACCAUCUGCUCACUCUUCAGCGCGAGAGCAUUCGCCGACGUAGGUUGAACAAUCAAAAGAAAAAGGUAGAUAGAGCCAACCACGAGGUGGAGAAGCUGGUCGAUCAGAAAAAGCUGCUCAAGCAGGCCACGAAGCGAUGCCGGAAGCUUCGUGUCUUAAACGCCAAGCGAAGAAAGGAAGUUCAACAGCUGGAGGAGGACUUGGCCAUCAUUCGGAAAUCAGCGCCACAAAGGUUGCCCCAAAUAAGACUGAAACGUUUUAAUCUCAAGAGCCUGGUAAGGUCAAAAAGAGCAGAAAAAGCGGAUACAAGCAGGAAGUUACAGGAACAAACUACCCAGAAGGAGAUGGACCAGCAACGAGAAGUGCGGAAACGCAGCAAGGAUCAGAAGGUGCCUGAGGAGGUGAAGGAGCUGGAGAAACCAGAGAAUAUAGAGACGAAAAAGCAAAUGGAAGAGAAGGAGGAAGUGGUGAAGCGCCAUGAGCAUCGUGAGCAUGAGCAUGAGCACGAUCAGGAGCAUCAGCAAUUUCUGGAGGAGCAGCUGCUACAGGAGGAACAUCAACUGGAAUUGCACAAUCAACAGCAGGCAGAGGAGAAAAAUUUGGUAGAGAAUAAAAACGAGACUGAGGAUGAGCAACUUCAGGGGAAAAAUGAACACCAGCCAGGAGAAGAGACACCUCAGGUAGAGGACCCAGACGAGGAAGAGUUAACUCAGCACAAGGAUCAAGUUCAGGCAGUUGAUCAAGACGAAGAACACCGAAAUCACGAGGAUCAACAUCCAGGAAAGGUAAAGAUCCUGGAGAAGCAACAACAGGACAAGGAAAAUAAAAAGCAGUUAAUGGAUAGCCAACAGUUUGAAAAUAAAAUCGAGGCAUCUCCGAAACGGAAAAAGCCCAAGCGAAGGCGGCGUGUAAAGCGGGCUCUUUGGACGCACAUCAAAAAUAAGAAAAAGAAGCAGGUGCUUUUAGCUUACCCAUUACCAUUUGAAGCAGAUCCUGCGCUCGAAACCUCUCCCAUACAGCCAGAACCAGCUCCAGAUGAAGAGCCAGCCCCAGUUGCCGAGAUCACACCAGAGCCUGCCUACGAAUUUGACCAGGACAUGGUGCCCGAGGUGGGCAACGAACUGGAGAUCGCUGCUCCUGUUCUAGCGGACGAGGACGAAGACAGCAGUGCGAUACUUUCCCCGUCACACAACCUUGAACUUGUGACUAGCCAUGUGCCCGUGUACUUGCUCAACGGCGAGAGUCGCGAUGUCAGCACGCCAUUGUCCAGCAGUGCGUUUAGUGCCAGCGGAUCAGAGCCAUAUGCCACAUCGAAGGAUUAGUUUAGGAAGCCCCCACCAAAACCCAUUUCUUGUUCCAGUUGCCGAUCCAAUCACAAUGAUCAUGGCCUGCAAUAGUAUUUAUAAUUUUCUGUUGAAGAGACUUCUGUAAAACUGUUUGAGCACUGUAAUACUUAGGUUUAUUGUAGUUAAUUAGCAGUUGUUGAAAGUUUUAAUUUCUAUGUUUACAUUUUUAUUUGCAAUACACAAUUCCCUUUAAGUCAACGCGUACCAAAUCCCCGGCAUCAUCCAUGUCAAUUUUAAGAAAUAAAAUGAAAUUAUUAGUGUACAUUGUGCGUAAAAUAAUAAUCAAA
Molecule: messenger RNA, 4185 nt
Organism: Drosophila rhopaloa
Lineage: Eukaryota; Metazoa; Arthropoda; Insecta; Diptera; Drosophilidae
Exons: 6
Coding region: 425-3874 (1149 amino acids)
Cellular component (GO): MSL complex
Source: RefSeq, a predicted model, not a curated record